CUCCGAAUAAGUAACAUUAGCAACGACGUUCUAGAGAAAGCAAAAUAUUGUUAUUUGGACUCAAAUAAUCAGCUCCUGAUACAGGAUAUUACGCAGAACCUAACUGAUGCUUGCAUCGUACUUUUGCAUUCCCUGAAAGUGAGGAAUCUUAAUUACAUGGAAAUUUCCUCUGAACCAACGAUUGACUUGUGGAACAAUGAAAUUAAGGUGUCAAUUACACUUUCUAUACCAAAACUUGAGCUGACCGGUCAACAUGAGACACGUAUUGUACGCAUCCCUCAGACUGGUCGUUUCACAGUAACUUCCGAUCCAAAUGUUCUUCUUCUGCAGAUGAAAUUGAAGAAGACUCCCACAAAAUGUUUAGAAUUCACGCAAAUCGAAGUCACGGAGAAGUUCUCUGUAGGCAUCACAUUAGAUGGAUUUGGAAUGCUGAACCAACACAUUGCGGAAUCCAUCUCAAAGCAAUUUAAUUUCGAUGAGUUACUCAAAUUUUUGGUAAAUUUUCGAGAGAUUAGUCAGCUAUUUUUGGACAAAAUUGACUGUAAAAGGUUAGGAUUGGGUGUUUGAAUCGUAUAAUAUUCUUUUGAAGGCCCGAGACUAGUCCGAAGAAUUUAUAUUUCUAAUGAAUAUUAUACAACCACGAUGAAAUGAAUUGUAAUUAAAUCAAAUAAUUACUACGUAAAUUUUUUUUUUCUUGAAAACAAUGUAACGCCCGAAGGGCGGAGUAGGAGGGAAAUAAUCCAUAAAUCCCAGUAGUUAUAUUCACGUUUAUUCGAUACGUGUUCACCGGAAAGUCACCGGUUGAUCGUAUAAAAAAAAUAAAUAAAUGAAAACGUA
Messenger RNA from Fopius arisanus, 837 nucleotides. RefSeq lists its product as uncharacterized. NCBI's taxonomy places the organism in Eukaryota, Metazoa, Arthropoda, Insecta, Hymenoptera, Braconidae. The record is from RefSeq and is a predicted model, not a curated record.